Misgurnus anguillicaudatus (oriental weatherfish) is the source of this 2744-nucleotide messenger RNA. RefSeq names its product NIM1 serine/threonine protein kinase (gene nim1kb). NCBI's taxonomy places the organism in Eukaryota, Metazoa, Chordata, Actinopteri, Cypriniformes, Cobitidae. Gene Ontology annotation, molecular function: ATP binding; tau-protein kinase activity. Gene Ontology annotation, biological process: intracellular signal transduction; microtubule cytoskeleton organization; protein phosphorylation. The record is from RefSeq and is a predicted model, not a curated record. Gene Ontology annotation, cellular component: cytoplasm.
CUAGUGGAAUAAGUCAUUUUAUGUACUGGAUUUAAAGCAUUCUUAUAUUUUUAACUCUAAACACAUCUGCAAAAAACAAUUAUUAAAAGCAUGCUUAUGAUGAAUUAAAAAUAAUUUUAUGUAGAUGAGAGAAAAUGCAUAGAAAUAUAGGACUGCACAAAAAAAACACUGAUAGUACCUUGCACAUGCUUUUUUUUCAUCACAAGCGUGGCACAUUUGAAGGUUGGCAGACUAGUAAUAAUCAUAUUAUCAGUCAAGCCCUUUUGUUUGUCAGGGAGGACUGUACUAAUCUUAUUUAGUAAUGCUGUUACAUAACAUCUGAUCCUAUACUGUAGAGUCAGAGAUCAGACAUGUUAAGAUCACAGACAGUCUCAUCUCUGGGGUCUUCUUCAGACUCUGGCACUAACUUAAUAAUAUAUAAGGAAAGGAUCAAAAGGAUCAGUGAUGCUUGCCAUUUAUUCAUUUUUGCUUUUUUAUGGAUUUUGCCUUUUGUGUAUCAGUGCCAUCGCCUUGGACAGUUGGGAGGAUUAAGGAAGCUCUAAAUAAAGCCGGUAGAUUAAGAAACAUGAUACUGGCGUGUUCUGCCUCACUUUGACAGAGUGGAAGGCGCUGACAGACACAGAAAAAAGAGAAUAUUUUUCAUGGAGAAAAUCCAGAAUUUUACAUUAUGUGACGAGAUGAUCACCUGUGAAAAACAAAACUUUUUUACUCUAUAUUGACUAUAUUUCAGGAAUCUAAAAAAUGUGGACAUAUUCUUUGACUGCUAAUAUUAUAAAAAAGAAAAGAAGAGAUGAUCAUGAUUCCAGAAUGGUGAUCCUCACGCCUUAAGCAGCAACAAAAUGCCUUCAAUGGCAAGUCAGGUGCAUCCACAGGUGCACCGGCACAGCCUCUACACCCUGACAGACAGCUCAGAAUGUGGUUCAGAGGAAGAAGAUGUGGACCCUUCCCAUCACCUGACACCCCUAGAAAAAUUAACACUAGAAAUGUGCAAUAAUAAGAAUGUCAUAAAGGAACUGACUGUGGGCAGACGGGUGGGCUUCUACAAAGUCCGCGGUCAAAUAGGAUGUGGAAACUUUUCGAAGGUCAAACUGGCCCUCCACGCACUUACCAAAGACAAGGUUGCUCUUAAGGUUCUGGAUAAGAUAAGGCUCGAUCUGCAGACCCAGAAGAUGCUGACCAGAGAGAUAUCCAACAUGGAGAACUUGUAUCACCCAAACUUACUGCAACUCUAUGAGGUUCUGGAGACUCCAAGUCGAUUGUACCUGGUUCUGGAGUUUGCGGAGGAAGGGGACCUUCACACCAGAAUCGGCACAGCAGGAAAACUCUGUGACCAAGAGAGCAAGAUUAUAUUUGCACAAAUUCUGUCAGCAGUCAAAUACAUGCACGAGAACAACAUCAUUCAUCGAGAUUUGAAGGCUGAAAAUGUUCUUUUUACCAGCAACACCUGUGUAAAGGUGGCCGACCUCGGCUUCAGCACGAGGGUCAAUAAUCGUAACCAAGCCCUAGAUACAUUUUGUGGUUCUCCUCCUUAUGCCGCUCCCGAGCUUUUCAAAGAUGAGUCUUACAUCGGGCCACCUGUGGAUGUGUGGGCUAUGGGCAUCCUAUUGUUUUUCAUGGUGACUGGCACCUUGCCUUUCCGUGCUGACACUAUGCCCAGAUUGAGGCGUGCCAUCCUUGAAGGAGCCUACGUCCUGCCGACUUGGGUAUCAGCUCCUUGUCAGCGGUUGAUCCGGGGUAUCCUGAAGCCAGAGCCUUCUGAACGAUGUGCGCUGGACCAGAUGCUCGGCUGUGAAUGGUUGUUGCCAGUGGAAUUAUUCCGCCCUGUUCCUCCCUUAUAUCAGCUCAAUCCCAUCCAUCUCCUAGAGGGGGAGCUAGACAGAGACCAGGUGGAGAUAAAAGCUAUUAUGGAAAAACUGGGAAUCACUCAGCAACAUAUUCUUAAUAACCAAGGAAAGAGCAUUCGCAGUCCUAUUACAGGGAUUUAUCGUGUAUUGCUGCACAGAGUUCGAAAAAGCAGGGGGGCCGAGUCUGCACCUACAAUCAGUGGUGUUGUCAAAGACCCGAAAAGAGACAGCCUGCGUGUUUACAGGAAUCUACGGCACUCUUCAAAACUGUGUCUUCUUUCUUAAUCAGCUUAUCUUUGUGGGACUUUGCAGAUGUGCAUGCGGCUUGCAGUCUUUCACAGACAAUUUAACGUUAACAUGUGUUAUAUUAUUGCAUUUGGCAGAAGCUUUAUCCAAAGUGACAGUGCAUUACAAGGCAUACAUUUUACCAACGUGUGUUCCCUGGGUUUGAACCCAUGACCUUUUGUGCUGCUAACGCAAUGCUCAAUGAGCUAUACAGGAGCACCUUGUAUAAUGUGUUAUUAUCACUAGUCAGACCUUUAAGACAUUCAUUUAAGAACAUAAUUCUGUGGUGAGUCGUGACACUACAUACCUCAUUUCACAAUGAAUACAUCAUAGGUCUUCAACAGGGGGUCAGGGGACCCUUGGAGGUCCGUUGUGGUAUUACUGGGGGUGCCCCAAAUAUCGUUUGAAUGCAAUUUUUUUUUAGAAAAAUUAAAUUAUGCAUUCAUUAAAUAUUAAACUACGGAGCCCCUAAGGGGACAUGGAGCAAAAAUUAAAUAAAGUUUAGUUUCGCAUGCUCACGUGAAACUUUCACGUGCGCAAGUGAAACUUUCGCUUUCAUAUGCGCACGCGAUAGUUUCACAUGCGCACGUGUAAGUUUUACGUAAGCACACGAAA